ACCCUAGCAAAACCUAGGGAAAUUCAAAGUUUUCUCUGUUUUGUCUUACCAUUUAAAAAAGCAAUGCUUUAUCAAUGGGGAUUUACAGAUCUCUGCAAAACCUAAUCAUCAAAAACCCUAACAAAGCCCGAACCUUUUUGACCGCAACAUUGAGGAAUCCAAGCACCGCAACUUACGUAAUUCCACCUCUAUCAUCUCCUCUCUUUCACACCCGAGUCUCGCCGUUUUCUCCAUCGCUUUCUAAAUGGAUCGCCCCCUUCAAUGGCCCUCUUUUCCUCUCUUCCCCACCAUGGAAGCUCUCCCAAUUGGCCACUCCGUUUUGGGGGAACGUCCCCGUUUUACGAAAAGUUAAAGCUUUGAAUCUUGACUUGAUCAGAGGCAGCGGAGCUAAAUUUCCAGUCAAGCUACGAUUUGGGUCGGUCUUAUCGGACCCGAGUGUGCUUGAUCGGUUGGAAACCGAGAAGGGAAGCACUAAAGAAAGGGAAGCUGUGGUUGAGAGUUUUGUGAAUUUGCCGAAUUUAAUUUCAAUGAGUAGAUUGGUUUCUGGUCCUUUGCUUGGAUGGAUGAUUGUAAACGAAAUGUAUGGUCUUGCAUUCGUGGGAUUAACCAUCUCUGGUGCAACUGAUUGGCUGGAUGGAUAUGUAGCUAGAAAGAUGAAGAUCAAUUCAGUAGUGGGUUCUUAUCUUGAUCCUCUAGCUGACAAGGUUCUUAUUGGAUGUGUUGCUUUAUCUAUGGUACAUAACAAUCUUUUGCACUCUGGACUUGUCAGACUUGUUGUCUUGCGAGAUGUUGCCCUUAUCGGUGGUGCGAUGUACCAAAGAGCUAGUAGCUUGGGUUGGCAGUGGAAAAGUUGGCUAGAUUUUGUCAAUCUCAAUGGGACUAGUCCGCAGAAGGUUGAGCCCCUCUUUAUAAGCAAAGUUAACACGGUUUUCCAGCUGAUUUUAGUUGCCUCAGCUCUCCUACAACCCGAGUUCGGAAUGCCAGAAACUCAAUCAUGCAUCACAUUCUUAAGUUGGAUAGUGGCUGCAACGACAGUAGGUUCUACCAUUGCAUACGGAGCACAACACACAAGAAAGAGACCGAGGUUGAUGUCAAAAAAGCUGUCGAAUUCUUAACGCAACACUAAGACAAGUGAUGAGUUCCAGAAGCAGCCGAUGUGUGAGCUUAUAUAGAGCCGUAGAUGGGAAGAAAAGGAAUAGGUCAUGAGCCUAAGGGAGCUCAUAGGUUGCUUGUAAUUGGCUUGCACCGUCUUGUAAUAAAAGCGACAGAAACAAUGAAACGAAUACAGCCUUCGGCAAAAGCCUGCUUUUAGAGUAAACUUGAAACUGUAACUUUUAAAAUUUUGUUAUUAAUGUUUAAGCUCUGCUUCAAGAGAUUUUGCCAA
Hibiscus syriacus is the source of this 1384-nucleotide messenger RNA. Its product is annotated as cardiolipin synthase (CMP-forming), mitochondrial-like. The transcript is spliced from 8 exons. NCBI's taxonomy places the organism in Eukaryota, Viridiplantae, Streptophyta, Magnoliopsida, Malvales, Malvaceae. The coding region runs from base 75 to 1115 and encodes 346 amino acids. Gene Ontology annotation, biological process: cardiolipin biosynthetic process. The record is from RefSeq and is a predicted model, not a curated record. Gene Ontology annotation, molecular function: cardiolipin synthase activity. Gene Ontology annotation, cellular component: mitochondrion; membrane.